AUGAGGGAUAAACACGUUUUUGCUUAUCUGUAUCUACUGGGAUGUCUUCUGCCUUCCCUAAGGAAGGUAAUCACUGCCUCAGAGUUCAAGCUGGAUGGGGAUUAUUUGAUCGGGGGUCUUUUUGACAUUCAUCAUGUCAGUGGAGCAUAUCCUCAUUACAAACCAGAAACCAUCACCUGCUCAAGGGAACAAUUAAUUCUAUCAAGUUAUCGGAGGUUUCAGUUGAUGAGAUUUUCUGUUGAUGAAAUCAAUAACUCCACUAACCUGCUGCCAGAUGUAACUCUCGGCUAUGAAAUAUUUGAUCACUGCUCAGACAUAAAAAAUUUUCCUGGCAUUUUCAACCUUAUUUCGGAUAAUAAAUUCAUAUACCCUUUGCAAGGGAUGAGCAAGAACGUUUCUAAAGUGAUCGCAGUUGUUGGCACUUAUACAAGCACUGAGACUCUGACGGUGGCCCCUCUCUUCAUGAUGGAUCUUAUUCCUAUGGUCAGUUACGGAGCUGCUAGUUCUACCUUUUCAAGAAAACAGAUUUUUCCAUCUUUCUUACGAACCGUCCAUCCCAACAAAGACGUCAUUGAAGCGGUUUAUAACAUUCUACAGAACUUCAACUGGCGAUGGGUUUCAUUCCUUUAUAGCGAAGGUGAUUAUGGAAAAGAUGGCUUGGACCUGUUCAUGAAGAAGAUAAAGGAUACAGAGAUCUGCUUGGCAUACACCAAAGCCCUUGAUAAAAACACAGAACAUUCUCUAUUGUUCAAACAGCUAGAGGCACAAAGAGUGAAUAUCAUCAUUGUUUUUGCUCCUGAGUGGACUGCUGAAGCUCUGAUUAAAGCAGCCAUAAAACAAAAUGUAACAAACAAAGUGUGGAUAGCAGGGGAUGCUUGGUCCUUACACAUGCAGCUCCCCAAAGAAAAUGGAAUUAGAAAUAUUGGAACUGUACUGGGGGUUGCUGAGCCAAAAAUUGCAAUACCAGGUUUCAAUGAUUUCAUAUUUUCUUCUAAAGCCCAGCCUCAGCAUGAUAACAACAGUGAGGAAAUGUUUUGUAAUCAGGAUUGCAAUUGCCCCGAUGUGACUGCUGAAGAUAUCAUCAACGCAGACCCAUCUUUCAAUUUUCCUGUUUAUUCUGCUGUUUAUGCCAUCGCACAUGCUUUGCACAAUGUCUUGCAAUGUGGGACGGGCAGAUGUAAUAAACCUGUAUCAGUGCAACCACACGUGGUUCUAACAGUGCUGAGGGAGUCCAACUUUGUGCUUUUAAAUCAGAGCGUUCAGUUUGAUGAGAACGGGGACCCGAUGUUCGGAUCUUAUUCAAUCGUUUUCUGGAACCGCAGUGGCGAUGCAGAGGAGGUUGGGUUUUAUAAUUUUUACCCAUUUCUCCACUUCUACAUCAACAGCACUAAAAUCCAGUGGCAUUCAAAUGAAGAGGCACCAGAGUCCUUUUGUUCCAAAGAAUGUCCUGAAGGGUAUUCAAAAACACAAGAGGGAAUCCAUACAUGCUGUUUUAGCUGUACAAUCUGUCCAAAUGGGACUUAUAUCAACGCUACAGAGGACCCCUACAACUGCAUUGGCUGUAAGGUGACAGAGUGGGCUGAUCGAGGAAGUACACAAUGUAACCUGCGCCUGGUGGAGUACAUACCAUUCACAGACAGUGGCGCCAUAGUGAUCGUGUUUGGAGCCUGCACCCUAGUGGGCCUCACACUAGCCAUGUCUGUUCUGUUCGCCAUUAACUACAACACUCCUGUUGUCAAAUCUGCUGGAGGACCGAUGUGCUUCCUGAUUUUAAUCUGCCUCAGUCUGUGUAGUAUCAGUGUGUUCUUUUACUUCGACAAACCCACAACUGCUUCAUGUGUCUUACGAUUUUUACCAUUUCUGUUGUUCUUUACAGUUUGUCUGUCAUGUUUUGUUGUGCGGUCCUUUCAGAUUAUUUGCAUUUUCAAAAUAGCUGCCAAAUUCCCCAAACUCCUCAACUGGUGGAUGAAAUAUCACGGACAGUGGCUGGUCAUCAGUGUGGCAUUUGGCACUCAGGCAGUCUUACUUAUUAUUGGCUAUUCUGUUGCCCCCCCAAAGCCUUACAGUGAUAUGUUUUCCUACACGGAAAUAACCAUACUCAGUUGUGACCUUAACCUUAAAGCGAUAUCUGGUUCUGUGACUUUACUCGCCUCACUGUGCUCCCUUUGCUUUAUUUUCUCUUACAUGGGAAAAGACCUUCCAAAGAAUUACAAUGAAGCCAAAGCGAUAACCUUCUGCCUGCUGUUGCUGAUCCUCACCUGGAUUGUCCUUACUACUACAAGCAUGCUUUACCAUGGAAAGCACAUUCACACAUUUACGGCUCUGGCAGUGCUUUCAAGUCUCUACUGUUUUCUGUUUUGGUAUUUUAUUCCAAAAUGUUACAUCAUUAUUUUUAAGCCUCAGAAAAACACUCAGCAACACUUCCAGGGUCUCAUUCAAAACUAUACUAAAACAGUUAGCCAGUAAUCCCCUCCAAAUAUGCCAUGCUUUUGAUAGUAGCUAAAUAAUCUUUUGAAGAAAGUGAUGUGAUCAUAUUGUUAGCAAUCUUUUGCAAGUCAUUUAAGCACAUGCACUACCCAAUCUAAACAGUUUUUUGUGGAUAUGUUCUACUCAACCCCCUCUAAAACAUUUUGAGAUAAGUGGGUGAGACAAUCUGGAAACAUACAGCUAGUCUUCAAAUGUACUUGCUACAAAUGAGUAAAUGCUCCAGCUCAAGUAUCACUUUUUUGCUGACCCAGACUUUGC
Molecule: messenger RNA, 2745 nt
Organism: Girardinichthys multiradiatus
Lineage: Eukaryota; Metazoa; Chordata; Actinopteri; Cyprinodontiformes; Goodeidae
Product: taste receptor type 1 member 1-like
Exons: 6
Coding region: 1-2466 (821 amino acids)
Biological process (GO): G protein-coupled receptor signaling pathway
Cellular component (GO): membrane
Molecular function (GO): G protein-coupled receptor activity
Source: RefSeq, a predicted model, not a curated record